UGCCUACCGCGUCGACGAGAUCCUUGCCGCGUCCGACGACGUCUCGGGCAAAUUUACACCGUACUAUCAGGAACCGGACGCUGAGAAGAAGAUUGCCAUUGUAAAGGAACUCGCGGCGGGCGUGCUCCCGACCUUGUUUGCCGGUAUCGAGGCGCGGCUCGUUGCAGCUGCUGCCAAGGGCCCGUAUCUCUUGGGCGAGACGCUCUCGCUCGCCGACUUGGAGCUGUUUGUCGUACGCAUGACCGUGCAGUCGGGCGAGUGGAUCGGUGCUCCCACGACGCUCUGCGGCGCAUACCCGCGCUGGAAUGAGAUCGCAGACGCCGUCGCCGCCCUCCCCAAGAUCCAAGCCUGGUACAAAAACCAUCCGUAA
Messenger RNA from Saprolegnia diclina VS20, 370 nucleotides. RefSeq lists its product as hypothetical. The transcript has a single exon. The record is from RefSeq and is a predicted model, not a curated record. NCBI's taxonomy places the organism in Eukaryota, Oomycota, Saprolegniomycetes, Saprolegniales, Saprolegniaceae. The annotation marks the transcript as partial.